Messenger RNA from Staurois parvus, 329 nucleotides. NCBI's taxonomy places the organism in Eukaryota, Metazoa, Chordata, Amphibia, Anura, Ranidae. The record is from the annotation of a GenBank genome assembly.
UGGUACAAGGCUAUUCACAACAGCCUUGUACCAUGUGACAAGCUGUGACCAAUCACAGCUCACUCAGUACUUCUCAAUGAGUUUCACAUGUAGUAAGCAAUGAUGUCACAAGGGACAUCUUGCUUACUACUUUGCAUGUGAUCACUGAUUGGCCAAUCAGUGAUCACAUGAUCGGGACCUCAUACAGAGGUUCCGUUCGACGAUCGGCGUUUCACUGUGUCCAGAGGAGCUCGCACAAGCAGGGUGCGGGGAGGACAUUUAUAAACAGCCACCUGACCCUGCACUGCCACCGUCCGGUAGUUUAUAUACAACGGGAGGUGGUUAAAAAA